Zygotorulaspora mrakii is the source of this 1107-nucleotide messenger RNA. It is a transcript of the gene RBG1, whose product is annotated as GTP-binding protein RBG1. Gene Ontology annotation, cellular component: cytoplasm. Gene Ontology annotation, biological process: cytoplasmic translation. Lineage: Eukaryota; Fungi; Ascomycota; Saccharomycetes; Saccharomycetales; Saccharomycetaceae. Gene Ontology annotation, molecular function: GTP binding; GTPase activity. The transcript has a single exon. The record is from RefSeq and is a predicted model, not a curated record. Bases 1 to 1107 code for a protein of 368 amino acids.
AUGUCUACAACAGUGGAAAAGAUUAAGGCUGUCGAAGAUGAGAUGGCCCGUACUCAAAAGAACAAAGCUACCUCUUUCCAUUUGGGUCAGUUGAAGGCAAAAUUGGCGAAGCUUAGAAGGGAAUUACUAACCAGUUCACAAGCUAGCAGCGGUGGUGCUGGUAUUGGAUUUGAUGUUGCAAGAACAGGUGUUGCAAGUGUUGGAUUUGUUGGGUUCCCAUCUGUUGGGAAGUCCACACUACUUUCCAAAUUAACAGGUACUGAAUCAGAAGUAGCAGAAUAUGAAUUCACCACUUUAGUUACGGUUCCAGGUGUCAUUCGUUAUAAGGGAGCUAAGAUUCAGAUGCUUGAUUUACCAGGUAUUAUUGAUGGUGCCAAGGACGGCCGUGGUCGUGGUAAACAAGUUAUUGCGGUGGCCAGAACUUGUAAUAUGUUAUUCAUAGUCCUGGACGUUAACAAACCGUUGCAUCACAAACAGAUCAUAGAAAAGGAAUUGGAGGGUGUUGGAAUUCGAUUGAACAAGACUCCGCCAGACAUUCUGAUAAAAAAGAAGGAAAAGGGUGGUAUUUCAAUUACCAAUACCGUACCAUUAACUCACUUAGACAAUGAUGGGAUACGGGCCGUAAUGAGUGAAUAUAGAAUUAACAGUGCAGAACUUGCAUUUAGAUGCGAUGCCACAGUAGACGAUCUUAUUGAUGUUCUCGAAGCAUCGACUAGACGGUAUAUGCCUGCAAUUUAUGUGCUUAAUAAAGUUGACGCACUAUCCAUAGAAGAGUUAGAAUUGCUAUACAGAAUUCCAAACGCUGUUCCUAUAUCGUCUGGGAAAGAGUGGAAUUUGGAUGAUCUUCUCCAGCUAAUGUGGGACAGAUUGAAUUUGGUUCGUGUAUAUACAAAACCAAAGGGUCAAAUGCCGGAUUUUUCAGAUCCAAUUGUGCUGAGAUCCGAUCGUUGUUCUGUCAGGGAUUUCUGUAACCAAAUUCACAAAUCUUUAGUAGACGAUUUUAGAAAUGCAUUGGUAUAUGGAUCUAGUGUUAAGCAUCAGCCGCAAUACGUCGGUUUAAGUCAUAUCUUGGAGGAUGAGGAUGUCGUCACCAUUUUGAAGAAAUAA